This is a messenger RNA of Dryobates pubescens (Downy woodpecker), 4073 nucleotides long. Its product is annotated as semaphorin-3B. Gene Ontology annotation, molecular function: chemorepellent activity; semaphorin receptor binding. Lineage: Eukaryota; Metazoa; Chordata; Aves; Piciformes; Picidae. The record is from RefSeq and is a predicted model, not a curated record. The transcript has 23 exons. Gene Ontology annotation, biological process: axon guidance; negative regulation of axon extension involved in axon guidance; negative chemotaxis.
AUGGCGCUGGUGACGCCGGCACACCGCCCACGCAAGAUGCUGCGGUCCCGUGACGUCCCGGGACAUCUGCGCCAUGGCUGGGGACGGCCCGGCCCUGCCCUGCUACCACGCUCACGGGUGGGAGAGGGGCGAAAGCCCCAGCACCAGAGUGCCCACAGCAGCCCCACGGCGGUACCGGCUGCCCCAUGCCCGGCUCCGGACACCCACACGCCCCAGCUCUGCCCGUCCCAUAUCCGGGUUCUGGAUGCUCCACGUCAGGCUCGGUCCCCGCCCACACCCCGCUGGCCCCGCCCCGGCUCAGCCCCUCCCCGGCCCAACAGGAUGGGCCCCGAUCGCCCUCUGACGGCGGCUGCGGGUAGGACAGGCCUCGUCUCCGCCCUGCCCCUCCAACUGCCCUGGCCUGGCUGACAGCUUGUUACACAUUUACCCUGCGUUAAUGAGGCAGCACAGGCUGCUCGGCCUUCGGACCACAGAGAUGCUUCACAGGCAGCUCUCCAGCUCCAUUGCCCCAGUGGGGUGAAGGGAGUGGCGGCAUCCAGGGAGCUCCGGGAUCUGAAGGCACUGUCUCGGAGCAGCUGGCCGGGUCGCUGGGGAGCAUGCGGCGCGAUCACGCGAGCGGGGAUGACGCGAACAGGGGUGGCGAGAGGGGGCCAGCUGAUCCCCAGUCCGCCAUACCAUGACAGCUUUUAUAGCUUCACGCUGCGGUUAAGUAUAGCCACCCGCCCCGAUUCGGCGGUGGAACGCUCGGCUGGCCGCGCCGGGCCGCGCCCCGCCCCGCCCCGCCGGGGCCGCCUCGCUCCUUCCCAGCGGACGCGGAGGGCGGGGCCGGGCCGCGCCGAGCCGAGUCGGGACCCAGGUGGGUGUCGUGGGUCGGGCAGGGUGCUGGAGUAUGCCGGAGACGGGGGGCUCCCGGGUCGGAGACGGGGUGUCCCGGGUCGGGGGUCUCUGCGCUGCCGUCGGGGUCUGUCCGAGCUGGCACCGGGGGUGGGGGGGCGGGGUGGUGGUGCUGGCGGCACGGUCCGUCUCCCGGCUGACACCGAAGUGGCCGGGUUUGUCUGGGCUGGCACCAGGAGUACGGGCGCUGACUCCGUGCUGAGGCUGGCAUCGGGGACCAGGGGUGAUUGGCACCGCGGGUCUCAGGGGCUGGAUUUGCAAGUGUUGACACCGGUAGUGUCCAGUGCUGCCCACCUGCUCCCCACGACCUGCCUCCCGCGCCACCAUCGGGUCGGGGCAGACGGCGUUGGGAGUCCGUGCCCGGAGGUCUGCCCUGGGCCCUCAUCAGGCGUUGCAGUACCCAUCCCCGGGAGAGAUCAUGGUCUGGGAGCUGUAACCCGAGCUGAGGUCUCUGUUCUCUGCCCCAGCCACCAAGCCGCCAGCCCGCCCCCAGCCAUGAGUUGCACGCUGCUCCUGCUUCUAGUCCUACUCCUGCUGUGUGGCCCCGCCGCCGGCCAGCCCCCACCCACUGCCACCCCCCGCCUCAAGCUGGCCUUCCCUGAGCUGCGGGCUCGCCACGGGCUGCAGCUCUUCACGCUGGAGCGCUCAUGCUGCUACGAGGCCCUGCUGCUGGACGAGGAGCGUGGCCGCCUCUUUGUCGGCGCCCAGAACCACCUGCUCUCCCUGGCCCUGGAUGACAUCAGUCAGCGGGACAGGAAGAUCUACUGGCCAGCACCAGUCGAAUGGAGGGAGGAGUGCAACUGGGCUGGCAAGGACAUCACUGCUGAGUGCAUGAAUUUUGUGAAGAUACUCCAUGCCUACAACCGGACCCACCUGUACGCCUGCGGCACUGGUGCCUUCCAUCCGGUCUGUGCCUUCGUGGAGGCUGGCCAGCAUGCAGAGGAGCCCAUCUUCAAGCUGGACCCUCAGCGCACUGAGGAUGGCAAGGGGAAGAGCCCCUAUGACCCCCAGCAUGCAGCUGCUUCUGUCCUCAUGGGAGAGGAGCUCUACUCCGGGGUGGCCACCGAUCUGAUGGGCCGUGACUUUACCAUCUUCCGCAGCCUGGGCCAACGUCCCUCCAUCCGCACUGAGCAGCACGACUCUCGCUGGCUCAACGAGCCCAAGUUCGUGGCUGUUUUUUGGGUGCCAGAAAGCGAGGACCCUGAUGAUGACAAGAUCUACUUCUUCUUCCGUGAGACGGCCGUGGAACGUCAGCAGGGCCUGGGCAAGACCACAUUUGCCCGUAUUGGCCAGAUCUGCCGGAAUGACAUGGGUGGGCAGCGCAGCCUGGUGAACAAGUGGACAACCUUCCUGAAGGCACGUCUCGUCUGUGCUGUGCCAGGACCUGAUGGGGCAGACACCCACUUCAAUGAGCUCCGAGAUGUCUUCCUGCUGCAGACAAAGGACAAGCGCAACCCCCUGGUCUAUGCCAUCUUCUCCACUUCCAGCUCUGUUUUCCAGGGCUCAGCUGUUUGUGUCUAUACCAUGGCCGACAUUCGCCGAGCUUUCCUGGGCCCCUUCGCACACAAGGAAGGCCCCAACUAUCAGUGGGUGUCAUAUCAGGGACGUGUGCCAUACCCCCGCCCAGGCAUGUGCCCCAGCAAAACCUUUGGCACCUUUGGCUCCACCAAAGAUUUCCCGGAUGAGGUGAUCCAGUUUGCCCGGCACCACCCACUGAUGUACAACCCAGUGCUGCCCCACAGCCAGCGCCCCCUCUUCCUGCAAGCCUCCGUUCCCUACACUUUCACCCGCAUUGCUGUGGACCGUGUCGCUGCUGCUGAUGGCCACUACGACGUCCUCUUCAUUGGCACAGACAUUGGCACAGUGCUGAAGGUAGUCUCAAUGGCCAAGGAGAGCUGGCACCACAUGGAGCCACUGCUGCUGGAGGAGCUGCAGGUCUUCCAGGAUGCCUCCCCUGUCACCAGCCUGCAGCUCUCUUCAAAGCGGCAUCAACUCUAUGCUGGCUCAGCUACAGCACUGGCCCAGCUGUCCCUGCACCGCUGUGGUGCCUACGGCAAAGCCUGUGCUGAGUGCUGCCUGGCGCGGGACCCAUACUGUGCCUGGGAUGGCACCACCUGCACCCGUUAUGUGCCUAACACUAAGAGGCGUUUUCGUCGGCAAGACAUCCGUAAUGGUGACCCAAAUACGCUCUGCUCAGAAGAUCCCCGUCGAGGCAGUGUGCCCCAGAAGCAGCUCUAUGGGGUGGAGGGCAGCACCGCCUUCCUGGAGUGCAUCCCCAAAUCCCUUCAAGCCCGUGUCUUCUGGAUGUACCAACGUAGCCCAGAUGAGCCCCAGCAAGAGGUGCAGAUGGAUGAGCGGGUGGUGCAGACAGAGCGGGGUAUCCUCCUGCGCAGCGUGCAGCGUGCCGAUGCCGGCCUCUACGUCUGCCAUGCCACUGAGCAUGGCUUCACCCAGCCCCUGCUGCAGCUCUCCCUGGAGGUGAUCGGUGCUUGGCAGGUAGUGGGCAUGGCACCCGCCGGAGACCCCCAGCUCACCGCCGGGCCUGCCAGCCGCAAAGUCUGGUACCGGGACUUCCUCCAGCUGGUGGAGCGCCCGCCGUUGGGGGCUGCAGACAGGGCCUGCCAGCGGCCCUGGAGCCGGGGAAGGUCCCUGCCACCUCCACGUGCCCAGGCCGGAUCCCCCGGCCGCAGUUACGGCGAGGAGCCGCGCAAAGCUCGCCGCCGGCGCACCCACGAGGGGCCGCGGGCCGAGCGGAGACCCCGCAGCACAUCCGCCUGGUGACCCCGGGGCCGGGCCCGGGCACCGGGCUCUGCCUAGGAGCGGAGCCGCGGGCAGGGGCGAAGUCCCUCACCAGCCUCGGCCAGCCCGCCGGCAGCACCGGAGCCGGCCGCAGACAGCAGUGGGGGACUGCGACUGUGGGGCCUGGGGGGCAGCCAGGCUGACACCCUUUCGAGGGGCUGCCGGCCGCCCUUGCCACCGGCUUCAGCAGCAGCAACUGCCGGUACCGCAGUCACCAAAAUAUUUAUUAACGACUGUUACGGAUGAAUGUAAAGCUGCCCCGGCGAGGGAGCGGCGGGGCCGGGCCGGGCCUCCCCUGGGCAUGACACCGUUGGGGACGUGGCAGCAGGGCCACCCUCAGGUCCUGGAGGCUACAGGCAGGACCCCGAAGGGACAGGACG